AUGGGAGGGGGAGCCAUGGCUCUGACGACGGAAUUUGGCGAGACGAGCGUGGACGAUCUACGAAUGCCACAGUACGACACCGUGUUCAUCCACCCUUUGACACUCUUCCCAGCUCCAUCCCAGCUGCAGCGUCCCGCGUGCGACCCAAAAGAAGAGAGAAAAGGCCAACAACCUGCGCGGUAG
Messenger RNA from Colletotrichum tamarilloi, 183 nucleotides. RefSeq lists its product as uncharacterized. Lineage: Eukaryota; Fungi; Ascomycota; Sordariomycetes; Glomerellales; Glomerellaceae. The record is from RefSeq and is a predicted model, not a curated record. Bases 1 to 183 code for a protein of 60 amino acids. The transcript is spliced from 2 exons.